GGCACUGUGGUUUGUAUCCAGUUUCAAGCCAUGAGUUACCCAGUAUCAGACCAGCUCUUUGAACCAUGUCGUCUGGGGUCACUGGAUACUGGACUUUCUGGGGCACUGUUUCAGUUUGAGUCUGAGCCUGAGCCUGGGACAGCUGUUUCUUCAUUGAUAUGCUCACAUGCACUGUUCAAUCGGAUUCUGCAUUGAGAUGGACGGCGGCAAAAGUGCGACAUGUGCGCGGAACAAGUUAAAUGACACAUUCAGGAUUAAACUAGAGAACUCCAAGACAGAAGGCUCUUGAGAGCGCUCCGUGUGAUCACAUGAGCCGUGAGCGAAAAUCUUACAAGGAACUCUACGAAGGAACAUAAUGCGGCGCUGAGGCAUCCUCACUUCAUGUACAGGGUGCACAUUUGAAGUUCUGGAUAGCUAGCUUUGCGUGUUGAAAUGCUCGAUACGCGAUCAUUAUUCCAUACAGGUAUAGCCGUCCACUGUACGUUGGGUCUAGUAUCGACAUUCUUCCACAUAGAAGCUUUCAGCUUUCUUUUCACAAUAACUUCCUGUUUGCAUUAUAUGUAUAUGAUUGGCCUGGCUUUUGACCUUCACGCUCCCUAUCGAUGCCUUCACAUCAUAUUGUCCAUAAAGGUUCUUUGUUCACUCAGAUACUUCUUAUAUGUUCCCCAAGCUAGUGUGAAUCUCUGUUGGGCUUUUUCUCACAUUCAGUGCUUUGUCUAUUGAACACUUCUUUUCCCCUCGAAACGCACCUGGUUGCAUUUGGCUGACGUUUGUCACAAUACGGCGAUUUGAUAGCAACAGGAACAGCAGAAAACUGUGGCAUC
Marchantia polymorpha subsp. ruderalis is the source of this 824-nucleotide messenger RNA. The record is from the annotation of a GenBank genome assembly. NCBI's taxonomy places the organism in Eukaryota, Viridiplantae, Streptophyta, Marchantiopsida, Marchantiales, Marchantiaceae.